Molecule: messenger RNA, 1263 nt
Organism: Phragmites australis (common reed)
Lineage: Eukaryota; Viridiplantae; Streptophyta; Magnoliopsida; Poales; Poaceae
Exons: 1
Coding region: 42-893 (283 amino acids)
Source: RefSeq, a predicted model, not a curated record
UCUUUGCACACCCCACCCACCGGCACAACCACUCCCUCUGCAUGAACUCCCUCCUCAAGGCCACGGCGGUUGCCGCCGUUGUGACCGUCCUGGCGGCGACGGCGGCGGCGGCCUCGUAUAUCUCCACGAGUCUCACCGCCGACUUCCUCUCGUCCCCUCCUUUCCUUUGGGCGGCAGCGAACGGCAUCAUCUGGUGGCUCUUCUCUUCCUCCCGACGGAGCAGAACUAGCACCACCUCUUCCUCGGCCGGCCACGACGGCGAGGUACUCGACGCCGUGGAUAGCCUCUAUCCGUUGUCGGAGUACGAGGCCUUCGACGCGGUGGGUCGUCUUGCAGGCGCGCAGGUGUUCAAGUCAAAGAGGCCGGGCCGAGAGGCAAAAACGGCCAGGAGAAGCGACCGCCCCCGCGCGCGCAAGAAGUCGGGCGGCGAGGAGGAACCGAGCCCAAGGACCGUCGCGGUGGACGCCUACGACGACAAACGCGGUGAGGAGGUGCCUGUAACCGUCGCAACCGCUGAGGCCCAGACCGACGACGCCGACCAUUCUAUCGACUCGAUGUGGCAGACCAUCGUGCAACGGCGCGCGGCGCGGCCGGUAGCCGUGCGGAAGAGCGAGACGUGGGCCAGCGACGAACUGCCGCGGCUGCAGCGCGCGGCCGAGACGGCCGUGGCGCGGCGGGAGAUGCGGAAGUCCAUCUCGUCGGUGGCCCCGCCUCCACCACUGGCGGAACCGUCGGCGGCCAGGCAGCUGGGGUGGCGCACGAUUGUGAUGGCGCCAGACGACCUGCUGCGGCGCGCGGAGAGCUUCAUCCGGCAGCACCACGAGAACCUGCGCCUGCAGCGGCAGGAGUCCGAGCAGCGCCACCGCCCCGCCCACGCGCUCAUCCGCGUCUAAGACCGGCCGGCGCGCGCCUCACAGACGCCCAUGCAUCGCGCUAGUGCAUGCAUGCUUGUGUUAACCAGAUCUCGAUCGAUAGAUGCAUGCGUGCGUGCGUGCAUGCAAGGCCGUGUACAGAAGUAACAGAAGCCAUCGACGUGCCACGGAAGCAGAAGCAUGAAGGAAGCAGAAUAGUGUGUACGUACGUAUGUAGGAUCUGGCCAUGUUUGUGUGCAUCAGAGGACUCAGCAUGUACUAGGUCCUCCUCCCUUGUAGAUUAUAUACAUGUUUGUAUGCGAGUAUCUUGAUCUCACCACGUAGAAAGAUCCGCUAUAUAUGUAAAUUAAACUCUGAAUAAAUGGAGAGGUGCCCUAGAAAAUCGUUUCUU